Messenger RNA from Pediculus humanus corporis (human body louse), 747 nucleotides. RefSeq names its product ribosome recycling factor, putative. The record is from RefSeq and is a predicted model, not a curated record. The transcript is spliced from 2 exons. Lineage: Eukaryota; Metazoa; Arthropoda; Insecta; Psocodea; Pediculidae. Gene Ontology annotation, cellular component: mitochondrion. Gene Ontology annotation, molecular function: ribosomal large subunit binding. The coding region runs from base 1 to 747 and encodes 248 amino acids. Gene Ontology annotation, biological process: translation.
AUGAUGAAAAAAACAUUUCCGUUUAUUAAUAGAUUAUUUUACAAGAAAGUUAUUAUUCAUCGUUCGAAAGAAUUAUCAUCACAAAUGAGAUUACAGUUUAUACAUACUAGUUAUACAAAUCCUGCCAAGGGGAAAAAUAUUAAAAAAGAUAAAAAGAAAACCGUCAUUAUUGAUGAAAAUGAAUUGAAUGAAUAUUUAAAUUUUGAAAAAUUGAUUGAUGAUAUAAAUAGACCUAUUGAAAGUUUCAAAGAUGAUUUGAUACAACAGGUAUCAUUAAGAUCAUCGAUUGGAGCUAUAGAAAAUACGAAAAUUGUUUACGAUGGAAAUCCGUAUACGAUUCAAGAUUUAGCUGAAAUCAAUAAAAAAAAUCCAAAGAUGUUUGUUUUAGAUUUUUCAUGUUUUCCAGAUGCUAUAGGAACAGUUGUAAAAACAUUUCAAGAAUCUCAUUUAAAUUUAAACGUUCAACAAGAGGGAACUAAACUCAUUGUGCCUAUUCCUAAAGUAACUAGAGAACAUAGAGAACUUUUAGCGAAAAAAGCAAAAAUGUAUUUUGUCAAAUGUAAAGAUUCAAUUAGAGAAGUGCAAAUGAAAUAUACAAAAAAAUUAAAUAAUGUUGAAAAAUUAGGUUCAGAAGUAAAAUUUAGAAUAACCGAGCAAUUGGUUGCAUUAGGAGACAAACAUAUCAAAAUUGCUGAAGAUAUGUUAAAGAAUAAACAAAAUGAAUUAUUGCCAAAAGAUGAUGAUUAG